UUACAUAUAGGGACAUAUUUGACAUUAUGGAUAUAUAUUGACCGACAAGGAAGAGAGCAUGAUAUGAAAGCGACGAAAGCAUACACUUUAUCGUUUUUUAGGAGUCUGCUUUGCUUUGUGAAGAGAGUGCUUUGAAUUGAAACUCAUAAUAAUUUUGAAGGAAAGAUCAAAAUGCAAUGUUCAAAGGAAGAAGCUCUUCUUAGGCUAUUCUACAAUGUCUCUAGCUGCUUCCAGCUUCUCUUCCUCUUCUUCUACUUCUCCAUCCUUCUGCUUCCCAAGCUCUUCCAUUUUCUUGGCAGCAAUGCAUUUCUUCAAAGAAACCAAAAUGGAUAUGAAUAUUACAUAUUUUCCGAGGAUGAAGAAUUACAAGAAGACGAAGAAGAAGAAGAAGAAAGACGUGCUCAUGUUGAGUGCAGUGAUGAGAAAGAUCAUGAUCUGGCUGCGGACACCGUUCGGGGCGGUGAAUCACUGUUGUUUUUUCCGAACAAUCACCCAACUCAGAGCUACCAAUCAUUUUCUGAAGAAUUCGUAAGCAUCUGUGAGAGCAUAAACGGAGACAGCGACCCAGAUCAUGAAGAUCAUUCUACCCCUGAGACGCUCUCAUCUGUUCAUGCAUUCCCUGGAGGUUCGGAUUCUGAAAAUGGAGUCGAAGAUGUGUCUGUGGAAGAGAUCCUUACAAGAGAUGCUGAUUCAUUUCGCCACUCUGCUCAAAAUCAAACAAUGCCAAUAACCAUAGAGUACCUAAAAAGAAGUGAUUUCGUGGAUGACUAUAAAAACUCUUAUGUUGCAGAAGAUUUGUGCAAAGAAGAAAAUGCAAACAACAAGCCGGCAGAGACAAAUUUCUCGGCGGAUGAGAGGUUCUUGAUUUUUGUACCACCCAAGUUGGAGACAAAUAAGUUUCUAGCUCGAGGAAAGGAAUUAGUUGACGAUGAUGAUGAGAUCUAUGGUGACUCGUGCACAGUUGGCUCUACGUCCAAGAGCUCAUCUGAGUGGAGAAGUUCCAUUAAUUAUAGGGAUUCAGUGAGUACUGAUCAGGAUCCAUUUUCUUCUUCCUCCCGAAGGAGUUGCCCCAAGUGGGAAUCCUACACAGUGUUUCAAAAAUAUGAUGAAGAAAUGAUGUUCCUAGACAAAAUCAGUGCACAAAAGCUUCACGAGACAGAAUCACUUAGGUCUAUUCAAGUUUGUCCAAGAUCAAUGUCAGAGAGAAUGGUUCAUAAGUUUGCAACCAUAAACGAAAAACCGCCAACAGAUCUUCGUCAGAACCCAUAUCGUGAACUUGAGGCAGCGUAUGUAGCACAGAUUUGCUUAACAUGGGAAGCUCUUAACUGGAACUACAAGAAUUUUCAACAGAAGAGAGCUUCACGCAGUGAUCUUGACAUGGGCUGUCCUGCCCAUGUUGCCCAAGAGUUUCAGCAAUUCCAAGUUCUUUUGCAGAGAUAUAUAGAGAAUGAACCUUAUGAGCAAGGUCGGAGACCCGAGGUUUAUGCAAGAAUGAGGCUUUUGGCACCAAAGUUGCUUCUAGUGCCAGAAUACCGAGAUUCAGAAGAUAAUAAAAAGCAGGAUGGUUUUGGAUCAAGAGUUUCAUCAGGAGCAUUUCUUAUGAUAAUGGAAGACGGAAUCCGGACAUUCAUGAAUUUUCUCAAGGCUGACAAGAAAAAACCAUGCCAAAUUAUAUCAGCAUUUUUUAGCAGAAACCGAAGAGGUUCAGUUGAUCCAACUCUUCUCCAUCUGAUCAAAAAGGUUAAUAAAAAAAAGAAGACAAAGCUUAAAGAUCUUCGCCGGGGUCGGAAAUGCUUGAGACGAAGAAAAUUGAGUGUGGAUGAAGAAAUGGAGAUAUUGAUGGGUCAAAUAGAUCUGAAAGUGGUGUCUAGGGUUUUGAGAAUGUGUGAUAUAAGCGAAGAACAAAUGCAUUGGUGUGAAGAGAAGAUGAGCAGAGUGAGAGUUUUAGAAGGUAAACUUCAAAGAGAUUCCUUGCCACUUUUCUUCCCAGCACACUGACCCACCACAUAUAUAUAGAUCUCCAUCAAGUACUGGUUGCUUGAUGUCUAGAUAAUGAAUGUGCAUGCAGCAUGCAUGACUCAUGCACAAAAUGAAUAUCCUCCACACUUUUGUAGUUACUGUGUAAAAAAAAAAAGAGGAGAAAAAUACUCAGGUUUGCAAUUCCCACCUUCCAAAAUCUCAAUUUAGACUAUCACCUUUCAAACUAUCAAAAAAUAUAAUAGAACCCAUUUUCCGGGGGUUUGUGUAAUUUCUCAAAAAAAAAAAAAAAAGCAAGAGGGGGGGG
This is a messenger RNA of Carya illinoinensis, 2284 nucleotides long. RefSeq lists its product as uncharacterized. The coding region runs from base 172 to 1998 and encodes 608 amino acids. The transcript is spliced from 6 exons. The record is from RefSeq and is a predicted model, not a curated record. NCBI's taxonomy places the organism in Eukaryota, Viridiplantae, Streptophyta, Magnoliopsida, Fagales, Juglandaceae.